Molecule: messenger RNA, 1270 nt
Organism: Chara braunii
Lineage: Eukaryota; Viridiplantae; Streptophyta; Charophyceae; Charales; Characeae
Source: the annotation of a GenBank genome assembly
UGGUGGCACCUGGCUCGACCUGCCAUCUCGGGGGGCGUUCUUCCUUGGGAAGCAGGGCCUAUACUUGCGCCCGACACAUGGCAGUGAGCGUUGUGGAAGGCGAGGCUGGUCGGAGGGACGGCGACGUGUGUAUAGGGGAUGUGCUGGCUAAACUGUUGAUUUUGAUUAGCGGCGCGAUGGACUCGGCGGGGUUAACACAACACGAUAACGAAGGGGAGAUGCAACAUGGAGCGGAAGAAUGGCUGAUCAUCUUGGAGAGAGGAUGCAGGCGCCUACAGGAGCUUGUUGAGGAAUUGUCUGAGCGGUCAAAUGAAGAGCCAGGGACCGAAGUGGGGGCCAUCUCACUGGCGGGCUGGUUGAACGACACGACCAAAGACAUCAUGCAGGGUAUGUGGGAGCUGGAGGAGGGGCUGGAUCCCCAGCUCGACGCAUUCAUCGAUUGGCGGCGGGCGGAUAGCAUGAUGAAUACCUGUACGGCUCUUUUUGCAAAGGGUCGUGACCUGCGCUUUCUGCUGGAAGACGGGCUUGCAUCCAUUGAGAUAAUAAUACCAACAACUGUUUCUACAACGCUGCUUUCUACAUCAGAAGCAGCGGCAACGUCAACAACGGCGAUAUCACCGACAACAUCAUGCGAUCAACUGGAGGAGCGGCGGAGAUGUGCCGAGAGGGAUCCGAUGGGCAACAACGACGACAAGGACGACGACGUGGAGGGAAGUUUCGAGGACAACAACGACACUAACAACAACAGCGACGACGACAACAACAACAACAGUGACAACAACAACAAUGACAACAGCAACAACAACAACAACAACAACAACAACAACAACGAUGGUAACAACAAUGACGAUAGUGACGACAACAACAACAACGACAACAUCAUCAACAACAACAACAACAACAACAACAACAAUCAGUUCCAGAUUACCAAACGCACUGUUCAUGGUCUCAAAGGGAUUGACAACAACAACGGUGCUGUUGGGAGCAGUGGCGAUGCUGAUAAUAACAGCACUAAUAAUAUUGAUGAUAACGAUAACGACGGCUAGGGCUGGGAACCCGGGUGUAAUUUCCCAGAGGCUCCAAGCAUGGUGCAUUGAAGCUAUAUUGCGUUAGCUCAUUGCAUAAUCAUUGCGUCCAAGUGCGCAAUCUGAUGAUUCUGAAAAUUGCAAAUUAAUCGCUCCCUCCAGAUAUAGAGUCUGCAACCUGCUGAUAGAAAAUCAGGAGUACUACCACAAGGCAAAAAAAAGUUUAACAAACCUGCAACCUGUUG